AUGGCAGCUCUCGCCAGCUCUCUCAUUAGACAAAAACGGGCGGUCAAGGAAGACCAAACCAACCGACCGGUAGCCAGCAAGCGCAAGCCCUGUCCUAAGAGCAACAAGUCCUUGUGCCAGAAACAGAUCCUGGUCCUGAUCUCCAAAGUACGACUAUGCGGGGGUCGAAAAAGUCGAAACGAAAAAAGGCCGGAGCCACAGCUGAAGGGCAUUGUUACCCGACUAUACAGCCAACAUGGAUACUACCUGCAGAUGCAGCCUGACGGCACCAUGGACAGCACAAGGGAUGAAAGCAGCUCAUUUUCACAGUUUAAUUUAAUUCCGGUGGGACUACGGAUUGUGGCAAUCCAGGGGGCAAAGACAGGGUUAUACCUUGCCAUGAAUAGUGAAGGAUACCUCUAUACCUCGGAGCACUUUACUCCAGAGUGUAAGUUCAAGGAGAGUGUGUUUGAGAACUACUACGUUACAUACUCCUCCAUGCUCUAUCGCCAGACCCAGUCUGGCCGCUCCUGGUAUAUCGGUAUCAACCGUGAUGGCCAGAUCAUGAAGGGCAACCGGGUAAAGAAGACCAAAGGAGCUGCACACUUCCUGCCUAAAGUUAUAGAGGUUGCGAUGUAUAAGGAGCCAUCGCUACAUGAGCUCGCCAGUGAACCGGUGAGUCCUCCUCGGAAGACAGUGAAGACGUCAGAUUCGCCGCCCCUAAAGAACGGUCGAAAAGAAGCUCCAAAGGCUGAUGCCUCAUAGCACAGGAGACUGAGGGUGGGACAAAGGGCAGCAGUGACACUGGGAACACAGCUGUCCAUUAUGC
Molecule: messenger RNA, 808 nt
Organism: Micropterus dolomieu (smallmouth bass)
Lineage: Eukaryota; Metazoa; Chordata; Actinopteri; Centrarchiformes; Centrarchidae
Gene: fgf11b
Product: fibroblast growth factor 11b
Exons: 5
Coding region: 1-744 (247 amino acids)
Biological process (GO): cell differentiation; positive regulation of gene expression; positive regulation of cell population proliferation
Cellular component (GO): cytoplasm
Molecular function (GO): growth factor activity; fibroblast growth factor receptor binding
Source: RefSeq, a predicted model, not a curated record